Trypanosoma conorhini is the source of this 735-nucleotide messenger RNA. Its product is annotated as anaphase promoting complex subunit 10. The transcript has a single exon. Gene Ontology annotation, biological process: anaphase-promoting complex-dependent catabolic process; protein K11-linked ubiquitination. Lineage: Eukaryota; Euglenozoa; Kinetoplastea; Trypanosomatida; Trypanosomatidae. The record is from RefSeq and is a predicted model, not a curated record. Bases 1 to 735 code for a protein of 244 amino acids. Gene Ontology annotation, cellular component: anaphase-promoting complex.
AUGGAACUUCCCCCGCGCGAGGACCAGGAGGGCAACAGUGACCAGAAUGCCUCCGACGUGAAUAGUGAGUCGCCCAGCGUCAUUGACGAUGAGGAACUUCUUGCGCGUGAGAAAACUGAGGCGCUUCGGGCGCUGCAUGACGCCGUCUGGACGGUCAGCUCUGCCAAACACGGCAAUGGGGUGAUGUGCUUGCUGGACGGCUCCCACAAUACUUUUUGGCAGUCGGAUGGGGUUCUACCCCACACGGUCUCCGUAGAUUACGCACGGCUGACGCCGGUGGCCGCCGUCGCCCUUUACCUUGACUAUGUGCAGGACGAAAGCUACACCCCGCGACGGAUACGCGUGCAGGCAGGCACGCACGCCGGUGACAUGGCGGAUGUUGUCUCUGCCACCGCCGAUGACCCGCAGGGCUGGGUUUUCCUGCGCAUGGGCGUGGAGGUUGAACUACCGCCGCCAUGGGAAAUGGACAUGGUGCUGGGUGCAGAUGAAACGGGAGAAGCAACGGAGGGAACACCUUCAUCGGCACCACUUGACUCGCAAAUUGGUUUUGUAGAGAAUGACGACUUCUCCGAAUUUAUGGGAGAGGGUGUGUGGUGCACGCACCUUCGCAUCAUCCUCGAGGAAAACCGUCAAAACGGUCGUGAUUGCCAUGUGCGUGGGGUGCGAAUCCUUGGCCCGAUGCGCCAAAGUGCGUUCACCACAGCAUCUUUUUCGCAAUACCUACUGCUACGCUGA